Nicotiana attenuata is the source of this 1285-nucleotide messenger RNA. RefSeq names its product aldose reductase. The transcript is spliced from 8 exons. Gene Ontology annotation, cellular component: cytosol. NCBI's taxonomy places the organism in Eukaryota, Viridiplantae, Streptophyta, Magnoliopsida, Solanales, Solanaceae. Gene Ontology annotation, molecular function: aldose reductase (NADPH) activity. The record is from RefSeq and is a predicted model, not a curated record.
UCAAGACUGAAAACCAAAUAUAGGUGAAGAAGAGGAGGAGGAAAAUGGCUCAGAUGACAAUAGACCCACAAAAUGAGAAAAUAGAACAUUUUGAGCUGUUGAGUGGACACAAGAUUCCUGCUAUUGGUUUGGGCACAUGGAGAGCUGAAAAUGCAAAGGACUCUGUUUAUACUGCUAUCGUUGAGGAUGGCUACAGGCAUGUGGAUACAGCGGCUUAGUAUGGAGUCGAGGAAGAGGUUGGCCGUGGAACCAAAGCAGCUAUACAAGCAGGAGUAGAGAGAUCAUCCCUGUUUGUCACAUCUAAACUAUGGUGUACUGAGUUGUCACCGGAGAGAGUUCGCCCAGCAUUGAUGAAGACUCUCAAUGAACUGCAACAAGAUUAUCUUGAUCUCUAUCUGAUCCAUUGGCCGUUCCGUCUAAAGGACGGAGCGAGCAGACCUCCAAAGGCGGGGGAAGUGUCCGACUUCGACUGGGAAGGCGUUUGGAGAGAAAUGGAGAAGUUGGUGACGGACAAACUAGUUCGAGAUAUUGGAGUAUGUAAUGUUACGGUCAGGAAACUUAGUAAGCUCUUAGAUAUCGCCCAGAUAAAGCCUUCUGUAUGCCAGGUCAAUGCACCGCACCCUGGAUGGAGAAAUGAAAAAAUGUUCGAGGCUUGCAAGAAAAAUAACAUCCACAUCACAGUAACAAUAUCUUCGCCUCUUGGUUCACGAGAAAUUGAUCUUAUACAUCAUCCCGUGGUGGAGAGGGUAGCAAGAAAGGUAAAUAAAUCACCAGGACAGGUGCUAGUGAGGUGGGGUAUACAAAGAAGAACCAGUACAAUUCCCAAAUCUGAUCACUCUGAAAGAAUCAAAGAGAACAUUAAAGUGUUUUCAUGGGAAAUUCCAGAGCAAGAGUUCCAAGCCCUCUGUGAUAUCCCAGAUCAGGCAUGAGUAUUGGACGGAGAAGAAUUGUUCGUGAACAAGACAGAUGGGCCUUACAGGAGCGUAGCAGAUAUUUGGGACCAUGAAGUUUAAUAAUUUUUCACUUGAAACAUAGUUCCAUUUGGUGCUUUUAGUUUAUGUCAAGAUUGAGUUUGUGGUGUUUCCCCUUUGGUCACCAUAAUAAAGUCCUUGUCCAGGAAUUGAAAGAUGUAAUUUUCGUGCAAUUUUUACUAAAGAGUUGGCUUUUCUCAGUUCUCUCUGUGUGGCAGUGAGACCGAAUUUUAUUGUUUGCAACUAGAAUGGCAGUGGUUGAAGUAAUAUCUGAUGUUGCAGAUAUCAGACUAGUGAUUGUGAAACUGGUCUAC